This is a messenger RNA of Colletotrichum karsti, 1365 nucleotides long. RefSeq lists its product as uncharacterized. NCBI's taxonomy places the organism in Eukaryota, Fungi, Ascomycota, Sordariomycetes, Glomerellales, Glomerellaceae. Gene Ontology annotation, molecular function: protein binding. The coding region runs from base 1 to 1365 and encodes 454 amino acids. The record is from RefSeq and is a predicted model, not a curated record. The transcript has 3 exons.
AUGGCAUCCAUGUCGCAGCUUCCCCCGGAGGUUCUUACGAUUAUCGCCCGAGCUGUGGUUGAAUUCGUUGAUGAGCCGCGACCGCCUGCCCUCCACCAAAGCCUGGCCAACCUCACCAGCCUGGCUGCAGUCUCCAAGAUAUGGAAUGCUGUUGUUUCCCCGAUUCUCUACAGACAGGCCAUCAUCCAGGAUAUUGGCUAUAUUGGAAGGACCGGAGCCUCAUGGAGGGCCCUCUGCAAUGUCCCACCCGAGAUGAAGACGAAGUUGAAGGCAACGAUGACAAUGAACGAUCAUGAAACUGAAGGCGAGGAGCACCAUGAUCAUCAACCCAAAGACGAUGACGAGAACCGGCCAUGGCGAGAAUGCCACCUGAUGACUGCGGCAUCCGCUGGAAAUGUGGCCUUACUGCAGCGGCUCUCCUCCUUUAUUCCCAAAGCUUUUCCAAACAUGAGCGCGACCUCUCUUCUUUCGGCUGGCUUCCGGGUGCCUUGGAAAUGCCUGAAUCUAUAUAACUACGAAGAUCAUGAUUGGAGCAAUGAAGACGAAGGGCUGCCUGAAGCUACGCUGCUUCAUGCGGCGGCCGCCAGAGGGCACAUCGGCGCGGUUGAGUGGCUGUUGAACAGAGGCGUUGAGGUCAAUGCCGACGCGCAUUUGGGUUGUAUUUGCCCCGCGUUCAUCCCUAUCACGCAAUGCGAUGCUACACCUCUGUUCCUCGCCAUCGCAUGGCGCCACAUUGAGGUAGCCAAGGUCCUGAUUCAAAACGGGGCGAUUUGGGAUCGAUGCUUCACGCGCACGGAGGAUGUCACCGCCCUACAUUUGAUAGCGGCACACGGUAUGGAGGAGCUGGUGUAUUGGCUUGUUGCCGCGCUCGACGAAAGUAUGCGUCACACAGAGCUGGGAAAGACAGUCGCCUCCAACGGUCCACACCACGACUGGCCUGAUGAGAUGGGACUCUGGACCCUUCAUCAUGCUAUUGGCCGUGCUUUUUCAUUCAAAAUGUGCAACAGCAAUGCGGAGGAAAUGCGCAGGGCGGAAGAUCAUGUCCGACGUCUCAUCACCGGUCUGUGUCGCCUGGGGGCUGUACGGAGGACCAUGGACCCGGCAAGAUGGCGACGCAGAGUGUCUCUGGAGUUGGAGCGCAUGAAAUUGAAAGCAACCAGCAACCCUUCCGGCGACAUACAUAUCGAUGCGGCGGACAAGGAGUGGUUGGAACAGAUUGAGUGGUGGCAUGGGCAGGAUCGUGGAUUGACAGACCGAGACAUCACGGCGGAGCCUGAAGCAUCCAUGCUGUCCUAUUACGACGCGAGCGAGACCGAUAGAAUGUACAAGGUCGUCUUGGAGGUGCUCAACUGGGAGGAUGACUGA